Molecule: messenger RNA, 312 nt
Organism: Plasmopara halstedii
Lineage: Eukaryota; Oomycota; Peronosporomycetes; Peronosporales; Peronosporaceae
Product: cytochrome bd ubiquinol oxidase
Exons: 1
Coding region: 1-312 (103 amino acids)
Biological process (GO): mitochondrial electron transport, ubiquinol to cytochrome c
Source: RefSeq, a predicted model, not a curated record
AUGAGCCUCAUCUCCAAGGUCGCUAGUCUGUACCAGAAAUCCGUGAGCAAGUCUUUCGGCAUGUAUGGACUCAAGUACGAUGAUGCACUUGUAGACACAGCCGCUGUGCAGACGGCGCUACACUGGAUUCAUGGCGAAGAAACCCAGGCCCGCACAAAGCGUAUCGCGCGCGCCGCCGAUUGCUCCCUCAAGCGUUGCUACCUGCCCGACGAAAUUCAAGCCAUUCAACGUCCUCUCGACUUUUACCUGAAUGAUAAGGUUGUGGAGGCAGAAAAGCUUGCUGAGGAGCGUGCUGAACUUACGCGAUGGUAA